This is a messenger RNA of Gastrolobium bilobum, 1461 nucleotides long. RefSeq lists its product as uncharacterized. Bases 1 to 1461 code for a protein of 486 amino acids. NCBI's taxonomy places the organism in Eukaryota, Viridiplantae, Streptophyta, Magnoliopsida, Fabales, Fabaceae. The record is from RefSeq and is a predicted model, not a curated record. The transcript is spliced from 4 exons.
AUGGCGAGCAUUGUUAGACCAAACAUGGAAGCUAACAAUUUUGAGCUUAAACCGGCACUGCUGCAACUAAUUCAAAAAGAUCAGUUCGCAGGAGGAAGCACCGAAGACCCCUACAGUCACCUAGAGAAUUUCUUGCUCUAUUGUGAUACAUUGAAGAUGAUAAGAGUCUCACGUGACGCCAUCUUGCUCAGACUCUUCUCAUGCUCAUUGAAGGAAGAAGCAAGAGGAUGGUUGCAGUCACUGCCUCAAGGAAGCAUCACCAACUGGGAUGAUUUGGCUACAAAGUUCUUGUCCAGAUUCUUCUCCGCCUCAAAGACGGCAAGGCUCAAAGCAGAAAUCACUGCUUUUGAACAAAAAGAAAGUGAAUCCUUGUACGAGGCAUGGGAAAGAUUCAAAGGAUUGCUCCGAAAGUGUCCCCAACAUGGCAUGGAAGCAUGGGAGAAGGGACCUAUCUUCUUCCAAGGAAUGACGCCGAGCACAAGAACCUUGGUGAAUGCUGCAGCAGGAGGAUCAUUGAAAACAAAAACUCCAGAGGAAGCGCUGGAAUUGCUGGAAUCUCUAGCUUCUCAGGAGUUCGAUAAUGCUCCAGUCCCAAGCAGGAGAGCAGGGAUCAUGAAGCUUGACGGCUAUGAUGCAAUAUUGGCCCAGAAUGAACAAAUAUUACAAAUAAAUAAGAAACAACAAGCACAAUUAGAUGCUCUUACAAAGAAAUUUGCUAAAUCUCAAGUUUCUUCUGUUAAUAAUUCUCGAAUUACUUAUGGUAUUUGUGCAAGUACUCAUGCUACAGAAGAAUGUGAUUUGAUGAGAGCACCUGGAACUGCUGAAGUAAACGGACUCUGGUAUGAUCAGAAGAACCAUAAUGAUCCAAGGAGGAACCAGUAUGGGAAUGACUACAAUCAAGGAGAGGACACAUCUGCUUUCAUGCAAGAGACUAGAGCAGCACACCGGAAUCAAGAAGCUUCCAUAAGAAAUCUGGAAAUUCAGAUUGGCCUGUUGUCAAAGCAAUUUUCUGAGAGAGCUCAGGGUACUUUUCCAAGCAACACAGUUGUCAAUCCAAUGGAGCAUUGCAAUGCUAUCACCACUAGGAGUGGGACAAUGAUUCAACGUAUAGAGGAGCAGAGAUUAAAGAAAGAUAUUCAGAAGCAGCCGUAUUCAAAGUUUCUAGACAUAUUCAGGAGGUUGCAGAUCAACAUUCCUUUUGCUGAAGCUUUAGAGAACAUGCCCAACUAUGCAAGUUCAAGAAGGAUCUAUUAUCAAGGAAGCAAGCUGGGGAUUACUGAAGUGAAGCCCACAAAGACGAUAAUGCAACUGGCUGACCGCUCUUCAAAGCAAGCUUAUGGCAUCAUUGAGGACAUAUUGGUAAAGGUAGACAAAUUCAUCAUUCCUGUUGAUUUUGUCAUCCUUGACAUUGAAGAAGAUGCCACAAUUCCUAUGAUUUUGUCAUCCAAGCUCAUGCUUUGA